Molecule: messenger RNA, 2214 nt
Organism: Aspergillus pseudonomiae
Lineage: Eukaryota; Fungi; Ascomycota; Eurotiomycetes; Eurotiales; Aspergillaceae
Gene: manF
Product: putative endo-1,4-beta-mannosidase
Exons: 4
Coding region: 571-1956 (461 amino acids)
Biological process (GO): carbohydrate metabolic process
Cellular component (GO): extracellular region
Molecular function (GO): cellulose binding; hydrolase activity, hydrolyzing O-glycosyl compounds
Source: RefSeq, a predicted model, not a curated record
UGUGAUUAGCCUUUGUUCCAGGUGCAUUAGACUGGUAUGGGGUUAACGCCUGUCUAUUCUUGGGGUCUGCCUGUUCGACAUCCUCUCCAAAACAUACUUUCGGCUUAGAAAACUAGCGACUCACUAGUUUAACAUGUGCGACGCAGGGACCAGACGGAACUGACCCAGAAUAAAUUAAUCGAUCCUCUCAGAGCUCUAAGAGUAUCAAACUAAGACAAUCCUUGCCUAAACGGACAAGGAAGAAGGGUCCGCUUCGGCACCCGCUCCCAUGGAACUUACUCCGCCAUGUGGAUUCUACUGAACAAAAACACGACAAAACAGCUUGAAGCAGAACAUUGAAUGCGUCAAUUGAUACUAACUCCGAUGGAAUCCAGAGAGGAUGACAGCGUUUCCUAAUUUCUCAAGGUUUCAAGGAGUCGUGGAUAGUCUCGGCUUGACAGAUGCAUCGGCCGAGCAAACUAUAAAGCAGCUCGCGAUGGCCUCGAGUCCAUGCCUUUCCGCUCGACAAAACGAUAACUUUCCUUAAAUCCUUUCAUUCAUUCGUUUCCUUCUUUUCGCUCUUUUCUCGCAAUGCGUUCCUUUUCGUCUAUCGCACUCCUGUCUGUGGUGGGAGCUGCGUCGGCCCAGGCUGGUCCUUGGGCCCAGUGUGGAGGCAAGUCCUUCUCCGGCUCAUCUGCGUGUCCUUCGGGAUGGACAUGCGAGGAGCUGAACGAGUGGUUUAGCCAGUGUGUACCUGGCGCCGCGUCCACGACCGCCGCCGUGUCGAGCAUUCCCACUCCGUCUGUCACUCCUUCGGUGUCCAUUACUGCAUCCGUCAGCACGGGCAUCAACAAGUCAAUUUCGACAGCGUCGAAGUCUACUCCCCUGCCGUCUUCGUCGUCCGCCUCGCCAACCCCUCGCCCGACGGGCAGCGGGUCCUUCGCCAAGGCGGAUGGAGCGCAGUUCUCGAUUGACGGCGAGACCAAGUACUUCGCCGGCACAAACGCCUACUGGCUCCCAUUCCAAAUGAACGAUGCGGACAUCGACGCUGUGUUCGAUCAUUUGGAGCAAACCGGAUUAAAGAUCCUUCGUGUCUGGGGCUUCAACGAUGUAAACACCGCUCCCAGCCCCGGAACGGUCUACUUCCAGCUCCACGACAAGGCCAAGGGCACUUCCACCAUCAACACCGGCAAAGACGGCCUCCAGCGUCUGGACUAUGUGGUUGCUGCCGCCGAGAAGCACGGCGUCAAACUCAUCAUUCCUUUCGUGAACAGCUGGGACGACUACGGUGGAUUUAACGCAUAUGUCACUGCCUACGGCGGCAGCAAGACGGAGUGGUUCACCAACGAGAAGAUCCAGAGCGUGUACCAGGCCUAUAUCAAGGCCGUUGUCUCUCGGUACAGGAACUCUCCGGCCAUCUUCGCUUGGGAGCUGGGCAAUGAGCCUCGCUGCAACGGAUGCAGCCCUGACGUGAUCCACGGUUGGGCCACCAAGACCAGUGCCUACAUCAAGUCUCUGGAUCCCAACCACAUGGUCGCCUUGGGUGAUGAGGGCAUGGGCUUGACCAUUGGCUCGGAUCAGUCGUACCCAUACUCCACCACCGAAGGAAACGACUUCGAGAAGAAUCUUGCUAUCCCGGACAUUGACUUCGGAACGCUCCACCUUUACACCACUGACUGGGGUAUCAAGGACAACGCCUGGGGUAAUGGAUGGGUUGAGAACCACGCGAAGGCCUGCAAGGCUGCCGGCAAGCCAUGUCUGUUCGAGGAAUAUGGCAUGAAGGGCAAUCAUUGCACCGACGAACUGAAGUGGCAAAAGACCUCGCUGAGCUCGGGCACCGCCGCCGAUCUGUUCUGGCAGUAUGGUCAGAAGCUGUCCACGGGCGAGUCUCCCAACGAUCAGUACACCAUCUACUACGGCACCGAUGACUGGAAGUGCGCCGUUAUGGACCACAUGGACGAUGUCAACAAGAACUAAGUAGGCGCGACGAUUCUAUGAGUGGUCGAUGGUGACUGUACGGUUAUGGAAUUAUUUGUUCCUGUCAUGUCGGUUUUGGAUCGUCUGCUCUGCUUCUUCUAUCAUUCUCUUCUGCCUUCCCUGAGGAUCGCUUUUGAUAUAUGUUUUGCUCUUUCGGGUGCAGCAACUCUGCUACCCAGUCUGAAUGUCAGAUUGGAGGUAUCCAUAGCCCAUAAGCAAUUUACUUUUUAGAAUUCAGAAAGCAAUCCUCGCGAAGGC